Molecule: messenger RNA, 1189 nt
Organism: Oryza sativa Japonica Group (Japanese rice)
Lineage: Eukaryota; Viridiplantae; Streptophyta; Magnoliopsida; Poales; Poaceae
Source: RefSeq, a predicted model, not a curated record
CUUUCCACUAAUCUUGUGAUCGCCUUUUGCCGCGAAAGGUUAAGAAGCACUUUCUUCCUAAGCUCCCAUUCUUUAGCUAGGACGGCUUGUCAGUUAAUCCGACAAUCAGAUCAUCACGUUUGCUUCCUCUAGCUAGCUGAGCAAUUAAUUGAUUGCACUGGCCGAUGGCCUUACCAAGCGACGUCGACACCGCUUCGACAUCUCCGGCCCGGUGCAUAUGAUGGCGAAAAACGGCUUCAGUUCCUCUUCAAUGGUGAUUGCCUGGGACAAUGAGGAACACCGCCGGUGCGUCGCUGCCUGUCUUGUGAAAGGCGUCUAUACCAUGGAGAACGACAGUAACAGGCGCAGGGUGCAUACCAACGCUCUCGCGCCGGCUUGGUGGGAGAGCUUUGGCUUCCGCCUCCUCCGAGUGAUCAAGGACGACUCCAACAACAACGACCAGUUCAUCAUCGGCGCGGUAUACGAGCAUGUGCUGCCGGCUCUGCCUGCCAGCAAGCCCGGCCGCCACCCGUUGGCUCCUCACUACGUUGUCGCCUUCCGUGGCACCAUGAUAUCGCUGUCAGCAAAACGGAAAGAACAAACUCUGAAAUCGCUCACACUCGCUCACUCUGAAAAUUGCCGGACAACGACAGUAACCUAAAGAAGUUCGGGAAACGUCAAGAACUGAAGAACAAAGUAGAAUUUUUGUGCAGCGCAACCUCUGCUGCUUUUCUGUUUUCACUCUUUAUUCUCCUCCACCAAAACGGAGUUUGUUACAUGCACAACUGAACGGAACGAGCAACCCGGAUCGGCUACUGACCGCGCCAUCCCACGAUCUGAAACCAGGUCAUUCGGCAGCUAAACAAAACUGACAACAUGCAGAAGGAAACAGCUAUUCUACCGACCGGCCAAAACAACCUUCAGCCAGCCACUACGUUCAUGCAAAACAGAAAUAUAAAAUGCUCAAGAUUACAAAAUAUCCAACAAUUUCUCCCCCUAAUCUUGACGCAUCACACUGGAGACAAACCCAGCUUUCCCCUCAGCUCCAGAAAUCGGACCUUGCCAAGAGGCUUUAUCAAUAUGUCUGCAAGUUGUUCUGCUGAACUUGUGUACUCCACUUCGACCUCCUUUCUUUCAACCCUCUCACGGAUGAAAUGAUAUCUUGUAUCAAUGUGUUUGCUUCUAUCAUGAAGUACAGGAUUCUUGCAGA